GCGACAACUACGCGCUCUCACGGCGCGCUAGGGAAUUUUCCGGAAGAUCGCGAGGCCGCCGGUCGCGGGGAAAAACUCCGUCGUGGCCGUCGUGGGUACCGGGCGCGCCGGGCUCCGCUGGGUAGGAGCGGUAGAAGAGUACGCCGGGCGGCCGGGCCGAUCACAGCGCUCUCGAGAACGCAGAGAGUCGGGUGCCAGCGUCCGCCGCCCGCCGCCGCGGCGACAGAGUCAACAUCCGGCGACGCAGAGAUGCGCACGUUUCGGCGCUCGCCGAGAGGAGAAGGACGCCGCGAUCGUGAUUUCGGAACAUGAAAGUGAGAUGAAUGGUCGCGAUACGAGGACGAGGGCCUGAGGAGCGCUGGGCUUCCGGGACAGGACAAUCCACGAGGGCGAUUCGAAAUCCGCCGCCUCGUCUGUGCGCUCGUACGCGAUUGUUUCUCGGCGUUGUCGCGUACUCGCCGCGACAGUCAUCGCCGCCGCUGUCGCAGUCGUCGAUCCGUCGGAGUCGGACGGUCGCGGCGGAGUCGCGCCGAUGCGUCUUGCACUGCGCUUUCCUCGUGAGUGCUGGUGCGCUGCUGCUGCUGCUGCAUCGGAAGCGGCGCGAUCUCGUCGUAGGGCGCGUUGUUACUCGCGCGUACUCCAGCCCGACUCGGAGCAACUCGAAGGCAAUAACGAAGCACGGAGCCGCCGCGUGCAUCUCGCCAGCGAUCCGCGCGGAUCCAUUAUUCCGGCGACACCGUCGCCGCGCCGAGGCGCCGAGGGAGCCGUCUCGCGUCUGAAGCGGCGGACCGGUCCUUCCCCGCCGC
Messenger RNA from Solenopsis invicta (red fire ant), 806 nucleotides. RefSeq lists its product as uncharacterized. NCBI's taxonomy places the organism in Eukaryota, Metazoa, Arthropoda, Insecta, Hymenoptera, Formicidae. The coding region runs from base 324 to 779 and encodes 151 amino acids. The transcript has a single exon. The record is from RefSeq and is a predicted model, not a curated record.